Molecule: messenger RNA, 4110 nt
Organism: Papaver somniferum (opium poppy)
Lineage: Eukaryota; Viridiplantae; Streptophyta; Magnoliopsida; Ranunculales; Papaveraceae
Product: protein PRD1
Exons: 10
Coding region: 66-3965 (1299 amino acids)
Biological process (GO): meiotic DNA double-strand break formation
Source: RefSeq, a predicted model, not a curated record
UGAUACUGAAAAGAAGAAGAGAAGGAAUUCGAAGAAGAAAUCCUUACACUUACACAGAUUCAAACAUGGUAGAAGAAGAAGAAGAAGAUUUCAUAGAAGAAGAUUUUGAUUCAGGAGAAAAUGAAGAUGAUGAUAGAAGUAAUUCAUGUUCACAAGGUCAUCGAUCAUCACUACGAAUUGAAACGAAACAAGGAGGAAGUAUAUGUAUAUUAUGUUUUGUUAACCUAAUUUCAAACCCUGAUUCACCAAUUAUUCACAUGUCUUACGCACUUUCACAACUAUCUCAAGCUAUUUCAUCGUCGACUGUUUUCUUAAAUAAACUUCUUUCUUUUCAUAUUCAUCUAAUUAUUAAUCCGCUCACAUCUGUUUUAUCUAAUUUUGAUGAUGAACCUGUUGCGAAUCAAACUAUUGAUUUGAUUUCGAUUCUAUGUAAAUCUGAUUAUUCAUCUGUUUCUCGUGAAUUUAUUGUCAGGAUCUCUGAUUUUCUCUCUUCUGGUUCGUUAGCUUGGAGUCGUCGUCAGAUCUACAUGCUACACUGUUUUGGGGUUCUCUUAAGUAAUGAGAAAAAUGAUCUUUCAGUCCACAUCAAAGAUAGAGGAGCUCUCAUUUCUAACCUUGUCAAUGGUCUUCAGUUGCCAAGCGAAGAGAUUCGUGGAGAAAUCCUGUUUGUUUUGUUCAAAGUAUUUUUAUUACAAGCUGGAGAUGAUCCAGAGGAUUUACUUAUCUACUGCCCCAAACUCUUGAGUUUAUCACUGGAAGCACUCAUGAAGACUCAAAGUGAUGAAGUACGUACAAACUGUAUAGCGCUGCUGACAGUAUUAGCUCAAAGGGGGUACUUCGAGAGCACGUUUGCAAACGACAACACUUGGAGGAGUUCUGGAGAAGAAGAUAACUUCAUGCAAGCAACAGGACCUACGACAGAUUAUAAUACUAUGACGAACUUGUUUGCUGAAGCCAUAAAAGGCCCACUUCUUUCUUCCGACACGCAAGUCCAGAUUGGCACACUAGACUUGAUUUUUCAUUGCUUAUCAAGGGAAGGCCACAACACCAGUGGUGCAGCAAUCCUGGUAGAAGAAAACAUUGCCGAUUACGUGUUCGAAAUACUCAGAUUAUCAGGGUACAAAGAUCCAGCAGUCAUUUCUUGCCUCAGGGUUCUAGGUCUUCUAUCAGUGGCUGAGAAUCAAUUCAACCAAAGGCUUGUUAUCGGGUUUUCAACUCUGGUUCCUGUUUUGCAUUAUGUGUCUGAAGUGCCUUUUCAUCCAGUCCAAUCUCAUACAUUGAAGCUUAUUUGGACUUGUAUCUCGAACAGUCCAGGAACAGUCUCAAGUUCUCAACUUGAAGAGCUGGCUUUGCUCCUGACAGGUAUGUUCAAGAGACAUACCAAUGGUGAUAUGGGCAUGCUUCCAGAGACCUUCACGUUGGCUUGCUCAAUCUUUGGGUCUAUCCUGCAAUGUCCAUCUUCUGAAGGAAUUACAACUCUCCUAGCGACAGCCAAAGAAGCCACUAGAAAUGCAAUCUUAUCCUGUCUUUGUGAACACCAGAAACAUCCUAACCAUCUUCUUUUGUAUGCUUUAUAUCUGUUGAACGAAACUCACGCAUACAGUAGUGAAGAGAGAGAUGAUGUGUCGAACUCUGCAGAGUCAAUGAGCUGUACCAUAGACUUAUGUGAGAACCAUCUAUUACCUUGGCUGCGAAGAGUUUUAGAUGAUAUGGAGGAGGAAGACGCCAUUUUAGGAAUACUAGAAACUUUUCACAUAAUAUUGCUUCAGGGAUCUGAUCAGCAAGCUAGGAAGUUCACCGAAGUUUUGGCUUCAUCAGCUUGGUUUAGCUUGUCCUAUGGUUGCAUGGGGUUAUUUCCAACAGAAAAGAUGAAAUGCAGAGUAUAUCUGAUACUCAGUUCAGUAGUCGAUUGGGCUUUAGGGGAUGAAUCUGGCCAACCCAUCAGAGAUGCAGCUCCACACCUCCCAUCAGAUCCCCAUGACUUGCUUUUUCUGCUCGGGCAGAAGAGUGGCCAUGAUUUAGACUUGCUUUCCUGCCAAUCUGCAGUUCUUCUAAUAUUAUAUACCGCCUCUUUAUAUGAUGAGAGACUUGCAGAUGAAAAGCAGGUACUGGCUUCUUUGGAGCAAUAUAUUCUUGUCAACCAAAGCAAUUUUCUCUCCGGGGUUGUCAAUUCAACGAUAUGGAUCCAAUUCAUAAACUUAUAUGCACUAUAUAGGGGUAAAGCUAAAACGAGUUACCAGAUUCCAUACAGUCCAGAGGCUGAAAAGCUCGUGUUCUAUCUAAUAGACAAAGAGUGGGAUCUGCUUUCUUCAAAAAUUCAUCCAGUGGCAGUAAAAUGGUUGUUUCAACAAGAAAAAGUCACUGCACCUAUGCUUAGUCAGAUCUUGAAUUUCAGCAGAUUAACCUGGCCAUAUGGUGCCCACAUAACUGUACCUGGCAACCAGAAUGGGAAAGUAGAUGUGAAAUUUUUUGCAGACUUGGUUGCAGCAGAAGACAACUUCGCAGCAAGACUGCUAGUUUCUUUGUUGACGCAGCUGCAAAAGGAAGAAUGUCAAGUAGAGAACACCACAUCAGUACUGAAUCUCAUGGUACUAAUCAUAAACAUCUCCCCAGAUGCCUCAGAUCAAUUGUGCGUGCAUGGAAUUGGACAUGCACUCCACAGUUUGUGUUGCAUCUCAAGUUACAAUUCUUCACACGAGAUCUUCUUCACUUGCGCACUUCUGAUCUUCAACAUUCUACGCUCAGUAAAACCUGAACUACUCUCAGACCACGAAAUUUGGCUUCUGCUUACCACGAAGUUGCUGGAAGUCUUAAUCCCAACAUUGGCAGAAGGUACCUGUAAACAAGAAGGGCUCCUAGUGAUAGGAAUUCUUUCUCUAGUCCUUCACCUCUCCGCCACGGAAGCAUUCAAAGAAGCUUCGCUUGCCAUACUUGUCAAUACACCCUUGAUCUCUGCAGUCGAUAAUAUCAUCCACACAGCCUGCUCGAAAGGUCCAGCUCUAGUUGACCAUGAUGAGAGUACAGGGAUUGGGGAGACUCUAAUAUUUGUGCUUCUAUUGUAUUUGUGCUCUUUGAAAAGUAUGCAUGCUCUCCCUGCAGGGACUCUUGGCUGGAAAAGUAAUCUCGAGCCUUCUGGUGCAGCAAAGCCACUUCAUAUGAUCUGCAUCCAGUGCCAUGAUUUAUGCAGGCUACUACAUUUUGGUACUCCGUUGGUGAAGUUACUUGCUUCAAAUUGCUUGUUGGAACUGUUGAGCAGAAUUUCAGAUCAGAGAAGUAAAACAUGUGAUGAGUUAAAUUGCUCCAAUAAAUACCUAAAAUCUGUCAUGGCUGUUCUGGAAGGCUUGGUGUUCGACAACGACGUAGGAGUAGCUAUAAAUUGUGGACUUUGUUUGUCAACAAUCUUGGGAUGGGAGAAACCAAGACUGAUUGAAGAUAGCAAAUGGUGCAGGCUGAUUGUGGAAGAACUGGCUUUGACAUUGGCAGCUCCAAGUUUGGCGUCAAAACUGUUCACAAAUCAACACAAGGCUGCAAGCCAUGUAGCAAUUGCAUUGCUAAGACUAGACCCCGUGCCUCGUUGGAUGAGAUCUGUAGUCAAUUGUUCUUGCAUUUCUGGUAUAGUUAAAAACCUUUCAGCUAAUAAUGUCACAGAAGAAAUGGUUCGAUUAUUCCGAGCACUGUUGAUCUCAGAUUACCUGAAGACAGAGCAGAUAGAUGGUCUCAAUAACGUAUUCCAGGCUUGCAGGCAACACGAGUACACACAGUGUUCUGAGGAGAUUGUUACAGAAAAUCAUUUUGAGAUGGUAGUUGCUGUCCCAGAUGACCUAGACAAAGUACGCCGGCUGCUAAUCAGAUUGAUUUCCUCCGGCUCAUCAACAAGUGAGAUCUCCAGGGGAGUCCAAUCUAGGAAUAGAAGAUUGUUGGACGAAAUAGAACUGUUUUUCCAGGAUGCAUCUCAAAGAGAAUAACAGUGAGCACAGACAGUGUAAUAGAUAUAAUUUAUCACUUGUAUAUCAGUAUAUGGUUCCUCACAAUAUUGAGUCAGAUCUCACAAACGAUCAGUUCAAACCCAAACCUACCACGAUAACGUCUCAAAUAAACAUUGUUAUGACU